AUGCCGAGCUUUCCCUGCGACCCUAGGAGAUAUCCCCCGGGCGUGGCUAAGGAGACUUCACCCCGCAGUAUUUGCAGUUGGGAGGAAUGUCAGAAGAAAUUCAUAGAUCAGUACAAGUCACUCCGAAGGCAGCUCGCCCCAACAUGCCACCUUGGUACAGUAUUCCAAUGGUCUGGCGAAUCUUUGAAAGAUUACAUAAAAAGGUUCAGGCGUGAAGUGAAUAAUGUUGAGAGCCCCUCCGACGAAAGUAUCCUGACUGCAAUCUCUGCCGGGCUUCAAAAGGAUGGGAAACUCUACGAAAGUAUUUAUAAGUCCCCGGUGAGGGACCUCGGCGAAUUCUACGAGCGAGCUACGAAGGAGGUCUGGAUCUUCACCACAGAACACAACAAGGAGGAUUUCAAAAGUCCUAACCCCCUGAAGACUCCCGACAAGUACAGAACCAAGAGCAAAUUUCGUGCCUAUCACAACGAAGUGGGGCACACCACCUCUAAGUGCUGGGCGCUGAAAGAUGCAAUCGAAGAGCUGAUCAGGAGAGGUCGGCUGUGUGACUAUGUAGUGUGUCAUAGGGAUCAACAACCCAAACAGUCAGCUCAACAAAGCCCUCACCGAGCUCCCGAGCAAGACCAGAUGCCUACAGUGAGAACUAUCUUCACUAUCCAUGGUGGGCCCCAUAUUGCAGGGACUUCUAACAGGUCGCACGAGCGAUAUGUUCAGGAAGCCGGCCACCGUCUGCUUGUUGGGGAUGGCAGCCAAGAGGGACCUUCCAAGAAAGCCAAGAUAGCUUCGGAAGACAUCUCUUUUACUAAAGAUGAUUUCAAAGGUGUGCACUGGCCGCACAACGAUGCCCUCGUGAUACAAGCUCGGAUUAGCAAUAUGGAAGUACGAAGGGUGAUGGUCGACACAGGUAGCUCGGUGAAUGUCAUGUAUAAGGGAUGUUUCGACUAG
This is a messenger RNA of Diospyros lotus (date-plum), 945 nucleotides long. RefSeq lists its product as uncharacterized. Bases 1 to 945 code for a protein of 314 amino acids. The transcript has 2 exons. The record is from RefSeq and is a predicted model, not a curated record. NCBI's taxonomy places the organism in Eukaryota, Viridiplantae, Streptophyta, Magnoliopsida, Ericales, Ebenaceae.